This is a messenger RNA of Babesia ovata, 1443 nucleotides long. RefSeq names its product DNA topoisomerase 2, putative. The transcript has a single exon. Lineage: Eukaryota; Apicomplexa; Aconoidasida; Piroplasmida; Babesiidae. The coding region runs from base 1 to 1443 and encodes 480 amino acids. The record is from RefSeq and is a predicted model, not a curated record.
AUGGAGUCCUGGAAAUCGAAAAUAGAUGCCGGUGGCGCCGUGUUCCGCAAGCUCACCGGGCAGUUCAAGGCGGCGAUCGACGAGGUCGGCGUCCAGCUUAAACGCCACGCAAGCCAGGCGACAAAGGAGAUCGGAAUCGACCUAGAAAACCUGCAGCCGCCGUUCUGCAAGGGGCUGAACCAGGUGCAGUGCUCGCUAUUUUCGGCGCCCGGCAGCUGCGCCAACAAACGGACAACCGUUACAGUAUCGGGAGAAUUCGACUUCGGGUUCAACGUGAAGUUCCACCCGCACGAAAUCGGAGUGGUUAUCGCCACAGUUUCUGGCGUCAACGAGCUCGACUGCACCUUCAAGUGGAAGAGAAGGCAUGCCAGCUACGAAGUAGACAUCGAACACACCGAUGGCCCUCGCUACUCGCUCACCGCCGACGACAUCGGCACCAGCCUCAUAAUCCACUGCACGCACAGUGGCGGUCUGGGCACCGCUAUCGGAGAGAUCGGCCCUUUCGAUGUCGACGUGGCAUCGAGGAGGGCCAUACAGGACGCCCUCAUCAACUCCACUGCACGGCACGACCUGUUCCUGGAGCGCGACGCCACAAGCGUAAAGUGCCUCUGUGACGUGCUGAAGAUCCCCGCGCACGCCAUGAAAACAGACGGCAGCAGCGUGAAGUACGCCAUGUACAUAAUGGCCGAGGAGGUCCAACUGCAACCGGACGAUGACAUCAAGGGGGACGGCAUACUCAAGUGCAAAUACUCGAGCUCGUUCCCGCGACUAAGGCUGUGCACGGAAGACCCCCUCAAGUUGUUCUUGCGCAUCAGCGAGAAGCACGAGCUCACGCUCCGUGCGUUCAGCAAGCAGCAGCGCGAUAUGGUAGCGCUCAUGCUUCGAGCCUUCCACAGCAGGCAGCUCAUACUGAACACCCUCGAGGCGAACUCACUGGAAGUGAUGCGCGACGGCAAGCUGCAGGACCCAACGGAGGGGGGAAAGCGCCUCGACGUCGUACUCGCCCUGCAGAAGGCCAACGACGACCUCUCGAUAAUGCUCGAGGAAACGGCGCGGACCCGCCGCGAACUCAGCAGGUGCAAGCACGAGAAGAGUUUCCUGGAAUCGGAAAUCGAGAACACAAUCAAGGUGUUCCAGCAGCAGCUAUCGUCGGACGAUGCCGAGGCUUCCCAAACUGGGCAGCAGAAGGAAAGCUACAACGAAACGCUCUACACCGAGCUCAUAAACCGCAACGCGCAGCUCGCCGACCAGCUGUCGGAGAUCACCAAGGAGCGGAACGCCAUGGAGGAGGAAGUCGACACGCUCCGCGGCGAGCGCAACCGCCUCGAGAGGCACUCCCAGAGCGUCGUGAAGGACCUGGAAAAGCUCAGGUUCGACAACCAGUGCCUCCUCAAGCAAAUAGAGGAAUUGAAGGCCAAGAUCAGGAAGCUGGCCGCCAGCUAA